Molecule: messenger RNA, 2665 nt
Organism: Solanum tuberosum (potato)
Lineage: Eukaryota; Viridiplantae; Streptophyta; Magnoliopsida; Solanales; Solanaceae
Product: nephrocystin-3
Exons: 10
Coding region: 86-1795 (569 amino acids)
Biological process (GO): chloroplast organization
Cellular component (GO): chloroplast
Molecular function (GO): protein binding
Source: RefSeq, a predicted model, not a curated record
GAAAACCCAAAUAGAAUUGCAUAUUUGUGGAUAAUCUCUCUGCCUCCCUCAUUUUCUCCUGUGUCUCUGCUGCUGCAAACUGCAAAUGUCUACUUCUCUGCUCCGUUCAACUCCUUUGCCACUCACCAACUCCGGCAGGAUGAAUCUUAUAGGUUCAAACACCAAUUUAGGCAUAUUGUCCGUCUCCUUUUAUCACCGUCCCUCUAAAAGUUGCAAUUUUAAGCUUUGCUUUCCCACUAGUGGGUUGUGUUCCCGUCUUAGCACGAGGUGCUGUGUUGUCUCGGCUACCUCAUCCAAAUUGUACGAAAACAAAGGAGUUAAUUCAAGUAUCGAGUCUCAAAGCAGGUAUACAGAUUUAAAGGACAACAUGCCUAGCAGCCUCAAUAUUCUUGAGGAGCAGCUGAGGGACUUAUUUAAUGAAGUCCAUGCCAUGAUAAGAAUAGGGAAGGAAAAUGAGGCCAGAGAUCUGCUUCUAGCAAAUUUUGAAGCUGUCAAAGAACAGAUUGAUGCAGGCCACAAGGGUAUAGAAGAAGCAGCUAUUCUUGAUGUAAUAGCCUUAGGGUACAUGGCCCUUGGAGACAUAAGGACUGUCAAACCCCUGUUGGAUGUGUUGAGCGAGGUUGUUGAUGACUUGAAAGAUGAGGAGCCUCUUCUGGACUCGAUACUCACACAUAUGGGUAAUAUGUAUGAAAAGUUAGAAAAUUUUGAGAUGUCCAUUUGUGUGUAUGGAAGAGCUGUCAAAGUUGUUGAGAGACUAUAUGGAAAUACCAGUUCUUUUAUCGUCACUCCAUUGUUAGGGAUGGCAAAAGUUUUGGGUUCUACUGGAAAGACCAAAAAAGCAAUAGAAACAUAUCAUCGCGUAGUUAAAAUUAUUGAAUCUAGCAGGGGUGAAGAAUGUGAGGAACUGGUAGUGCCUUUAUUUGGCAUGGGCAAUCUUCUUCUGAAGGAAAGGAGAGUGACUGAUGCAGAAAAUGCUUUUAAUAGAAUUUUGACCACGUACAUGAAGUUAUAUGGAGAAAAGGAUGGCAGAGUUGGACUGUCUAUGAGUUAUCUUGCACGUGUGAAAUGUGCAAAAGGAGAUGUGAAUGAAGCCAUUGAUCUGUAUAAAGAGGCUCUUCGCAGGCUGAAGGUUUCUGAUUAUAUAGCCAUAGAUGAUCACAUAAUGGAGAAGAUGAGAGUAGACUUGGCUGAAUUACUUCAUGCAGUUGGAAGAGGUGAAGAAGGCCGUAUGCUACUGGAGGAGUGCUUGUUGAUAACUGAGAAGUUCAAGGGUGAAGGGCAUCCCAGUUCAGUCUCUCAUCUAGUGAAUCUAGCCACUUCUUAUUCACAGUCCAAACUUUUUGCAGAAGCUGAGCGCUUGCUAAGGAUGAGUUUGCAGAUUAUGUUUAAGAAUGUUUCACCUGAUGAUCAAUCCAUUACUUUCCCAAUGCUGCAUCUUGCAGUUACUCUCUACAAUCUAAACCGUAAUGAGGAGGCCGAAAAACACGCAUUAGAGGUUCUGCGAAUCCGGGAGAGGGCAUUUGGAGAAGAUUCUCUACCAGUUGGGGAGGCUCUUGACUGUUUGGUCUCCAUUCAGACCCAGCUGGGAAAGGAUGAUGGUGAAUUGCUGGAGUUGCUCAAGAGGGUACUGAAAAUUCAAGAGAAAGCUUUUGGUACUGACAGUGAGGAAGUCAUGGAAACACUUAAAAAAGUUGUAUAUUACUUGGAGAAGAUGGGGAGGAAACAUGAGGGACUCCCUCUGGAAAGAAGAUUAUCAAAGCUCCGAACUAAAUAUAAGCAAAUGGUUCAAUAUUAAAGAUCCUACAAGGCCGCAUGUUUGACGUGUAAUUGCUUUCAUGCUAUUAACAGUGUCGGAUCAUUGUGGUUGCAAGAUAAACAUGUCCUUCUAUUGGGAGUUUGCAUGCCACAAAAGGAAAAGAGACACUGGACUAUAGCACAAGAUUGGGUUUCUUCCUGCCAUGGUGGACAAGGAAGGCAGCCAAAACUAACAAAUUUACAGGCAUAUGAAAGAUUCUUUUUAGCUGUAUCUAUCCAAGAGUAACGCCAAAUGAAUACUACCAAAAGGUGUGGAAAUGGAUAGGACAUGUCGACCCAAAUGGGACAGUGUCCACUUUCCAACUACUAUCUGAUUUGACUACAAUGUACAAUGUAGUUGAACACUGGAAAAUGAUAGCAAGCCUGAUCAUCUUAUGGCAAUGAAAAAUGUCACUGCUGACUCCUUUCGACUCCCUCUACAUGAGAUAGUGACAUUGAUGUACUUAGUUGAAAUAACAUCGGUGGUGCAUACAGAAUCUUCAAAUUAUAGCUGCAAGGUAAUUAGUCAAUCUGAAGGUUGAAGAAGCACAUGCUCUUUUGGACUUGGAGUGGAAAUUCAGAUGGUGCUCUGUAGAGAAGCUCCAGCUGCAAGCCUGCAACAUAACUGGCUAAUCUGAAGGUUGAAGAAGCAUAUGCUAUAUCUAUCAAUGUGAAUGUUGUAAGAAUAGCAAAAAGACAUCAUUUAACCUACACUUACUAAUUAUUUCUAGUGGCAAAGACAUACAUUUUGCACUACCCAUUGUCCAGAUUCUUGAAAUUCAUUGCAGUUCUUGUAUUUGAGCUAUUCUUAUUUUGGAACUGAAUUAUCUGUGUAAAUCGAUUGUCACAGAAAUAUAGUGAAUCAUAUUUU